AUGGUCAACUCCUGUUGUGGCUCCGUCUGCUCUGAGCAGGGCUGUGGCCAAGGCUGCUGCCAGCCUAGCUGUUGCCAGACCACCUGCUGCAGGACCACCUGCUGCCGCCCCAGCUGCUGUGUGUCCAGCUGCUGCAGGCCCUGCUGCCAGUCUGUGUGCUGCCAGCCCUGCUGCCGCCCCAGUUGCUGCAUCUCCAGCUGCUGCCGCCCCAGCUGCUGUGUGUCCAGCUGCUGCAGACCCUGCUGCCAGUCUGUGUGCUGCCAGCCCUGCUGCCGCCCCAGCUGUGGUAGUUCCAGCUGCUGUGGCUCCAGCUGCUGCCGCCCCAGCUGCUGCCUGCGCCCAGUGUGUGGCCAAGUCUCCUGCCACACCAGUUGCUAUCGCCCAACCUGUGUCAUCUCCACCUGCCCCCGCCCCAUGUGCUGUGCCAUCCCUUGCUGCUAA
Messenger RNA from Castor canadensis (American beaver), 441 nucleotides. The record is from RefSeq and is a predicted model, not a curated record. NCBI's taxonomy places the organism in Eukaryota, Metazoa, Chordata, Mammalia, Rodentia, Castoridae.